Molecule: messenger RNA, 462 nt
Organism: Sclerotinia borealis F-4128
Lineage: Eukaryota; Fungi; Ascomycota; Leotiomycetes; Helotiales; Sclerotiniaceae
Source: the annotation of a GenBank genome assembly
AUGAUGAUUCUUCAAGGUCAUCGUUCUAAUUCUGAAUCCUCUGACGACAAAUCCAACACCUUUAAGUUCCAGCAAGCCAAUCGAUUCCCUCGACGAAAUACUGUGCCAUGGGCCCGCGAACCACCCUUCACCUCAUAUCGUUCCGAGCGAGAAGCCAACCCCACACCUUUCAACACCAUGUUCAUGCCUCGUUUAGAUUCAUCCAGCAGUCAAGAACCCCGCUCACAUAUUCCUAUUUGGGAGCCUCUCUAUAUGGAAGAUACUCCAACUUCAACUCCGAAGAAACAGGGUGGCAAGCGUAAGAGUGGGAUAUCGAUGGAAACCAAUGCUUCGAAACAACAGUUGGAAAGUAACUUCUUUGAUGAUGCGGACAUAGACGGUAGUAGUGUAGAACAUGGGUGUUGUUCUUGGAAGCUGUGCUUGUCGUUUUUCACUGCCAAUUGGAUGUCUCGUGCAAUGUGA